CAAUUUGGCUAGCAGUCACUAUGUGUCUUCAGUCAACGGUAUCAAGAAAUUCGCUUUCUUCUUAACACGCGAAGUAAAUAGCAUGAGAACAUCUUUGUACUCUAUUGCUAGACGUGGCAGACCAACUCAAACGGACUGGUCUCUGCAAGAGACUGUGGUUGCUUAUUUGAGCGACCGAGGGCCGAGAUUACCCAAGCAUGGAUUUGAUUAUUUGGUGAGAGCGCACCCAAGGAGCGCAGAGCACAAGUAUAACGCUGUACGGUCACAUGGUGUUAAACAAGCAACAAUACCAUCAAUUGAGUGUAUUCUCAUUUGCGUAGGUGAGAAAAUACGUGUUUUUCUAUCUAAAUUGUUCACAUCGUCAAGUAUGUACAGUUUUUUUGUCUGAAUAUAUUAUUUGAAUAAAGAUUUAACAGACGAGAGCUUUUCUCUUAAUUUAUUGAUAAAAAAUAACUCUGUGUAUAAAGUCCAAUAUACGAAACAGCCUGCGGUGCUUCUAUUCUAUUGAAAUCUCACUUAUGUGCCGGUACUGUAUGAAAAAGAUAGGACCAUUUUUUUUAUUGAAUUUUCCUGAAGAAACUACAGGUCAUAACAUUAUAUGGACUGUCGUAUGAGCAAAACGAAUGUAGAUUCGGUAAUAGAAUGGGGAGUAAGGAGGAUAUAUUUGGAAAAAAGCGGCAUUUGAAUGAAAUGUCAAACGCUGAAUUACCAAAGACGUUUACUUCGUCAAAUCGUAAUCAUUGGCAAAAAAGAUCAAGAAGCGAUAAAGCCUUUGAACCGCUAGUCGAAAGUUUGUUUAAAAAACAAUUCUUAAUUGAAAACGAUAACUUCAUUAUCCCUAAACCAGAAACAAUGUUUACCGAUAAUCCAUGGGAUAUAAAUAGGCUACAAAUAUUGAAAAGGGAGCUAAACGAUAUAAAAAACAAGUUAAACGAUUAUGACAUCGCCACGUGGCAUCAGCACACAAGCCGAAGAAACAGAGCUGGAGAUGUGCAGUGGCGUCUCCGUAAUGAAAUAGAUCCGGAAUUCCUGACUCAGGCAUGGUGUAAAUUCUAUGAAAAUGUAUCUUGUUUCCCAUUGGUACCAAACACUGCUGUAAAGGCUGAGAAACUUUUGUCAGUUCACCUGUGUGAGGCACCUGGUGCUUUCAUUACAUCUCUAAAUCACUGGUUAAGGUUGAAUGCACCUAAUGUACAAUGGGACUGGACUGCUAUGACAUUAAAUCCAUAUUAUGAAGGGAACCCUCUUUCUUGUAUGAUAAAUGACGAUAGAUUUAUCAUAUCCUCCUUGAAUCAUUGGUGCUUCGGCAGUGACUAUACUGGGAAUCUGAUGAAUCUAAAAAACAUGAUGAAUCUGGUUGAAAAGUGUCAAGAAAAAGGAGAUGUAUUAUUGGUUACAGCUGAUGGCAGUAUAGAUUGUACUAAUGAUCCUGGAGAGCAAGAAUCAACCGUUGCACCGUUGCAUUAUUGCGAAGCAGUCACGGGCCUUUUGCUACUAUCCGAGCACGGAAGUCUACUCCUGAAAAUGUUUACAAUAUUUGAACAUGAUUCAUUGUGCUUAGUUUACCUUAUUUCCUGUUUGUUCCAUCAAGUAUUUAUAAACAAGCCUGUAACCAGCAAAGAGGGAAAUUCUGAAAUAUAUUUGGUAUGCUUGGAUUAUCGAGGACCAAGCUAUAUUGCUCCUUAUUUGAACAUAUUGAAAAAAUAUUAUGAGAAACGUCCAGAUAAAUCAAUGUUCCGUAAAGAGGAUAUACCAGAUGAAUUUUUCCAACAAAUGAUCUCAUGCGGCGAAUUCUUCAAAGCUUAUCAGAGUGAAGUGAUAUUAAAGAAUAUAGAAGCCUAUCAUUGCGGCGAGGAUAAUGGACAGUUAGAUUUUGAAACUAAAAAAAUUAAACGCCUUGUUGCAAAUAAAUUCAUAUCAGCGUAUGGUAUUCGAAAACUGGAAAAUGAAAGUUUAGAAGUAGUUGGAAAAACUAAACUGACACACAUCCAUUCCAUCAAUUUGGAUCCAAGAAUACCAGAUGGCUCAUACAAUAGACGGCGAGUAAUGGAAAAUCUAGAGCCAGAAUGCCUUCUCUUAUCGCUAUGUCAAAAUCUAAUUCCAAUUCAAGUUCGAGAAAUGACACGGUGGUUUACAUUCACAGGACCUUUGGAUGCAUUGCAAAUCUGCUGUGGAAAAUUGUUUCUGAAAGUGCAGAGUUCUAAAUUCUGUACAGGAAAGUUUUUGAAAAUUCGUAACAGAGUUUUUGAACUAUCGGAAAAACUUGGUAUUGAUCAUCCCUGCAGUCAAGUAGAAUCCAUUCGAAACUUUGUAAAUGUGUUAGAAAGUGAUACGAAGAAUUAUAAGUAUUUGGGUUUUGAACCAUCAAUUACACAAAACAAUAACAAUAGUUUAAGCAAGAUAAAUAAAGAACUGGAGAACAUACUAGAAGGGGACAGUCUGGUUUUGAUUGGCUAUUCUUUGUUAACUCAGUUGAAUGUAGGAAUUCUAUACAUAUUGGCCCACACAUUUAAAUCACUCGGUGUGAUAUUGGAUGAAAAAUUUGGCUGCAUAAUUAUAUUGAAGCAUAAUUUAUACACUAAAAGUAUAUUGGAGUGUUUUAAAGAAGUUCUCAAUGCUACGAUUAAAGCUGAAGCCUCUGGUGAAUCUGUACUAUCAGUUUUACCUGUCACAAAACUUUGUGGUAAGAAUAAAGCUUUAUCCAUCCUAAGUAAUUUUCUUAUUAAGUCAAACACUCUAUUACAAAUUUCUUACCAAUUUCAUACUUUUAGAAAGCGAUCUUUAUCCCAACAUCGUUGACGCUAAUCAUUGGACCAUCGCGCACUGUGUGAAAGGAAUUGGUGAAUGUGUGCAAAAAAAGUUAUCAAGUAAUACAUCACAUUAACAUAAUACAAUACAUGUGAUUAUCUUUUACUUAUUUCUCAAAAAUGAAUGACUAAAAUCAGAGUCUUUCAAAGUUUCACCAUAAUAUGGAAGUUUUGAAUAAAAUUAUACAUGGUUGUCCUGAUCCUUUCAGCACAAAUGGGAAUUACUGGACACAGUUAAAUAAACUUCGAAAUAUUUGUACAGAGCAAUGUAAUAUUUUAUGCAAGAAUUUUGUGACUCAUCCAAACUGGAUACGUUGAUGCGAUUUAUGAAUUAUAUACUUAUCUGACGAAUAAAUAGUAUAAAUGAGACAUUGAGGAUAUAUUCUUUAACAUACCUUGUAGGUCUCUAAGUUUCCAUAUCGAUAGAUAAGUAUGCUAUACAUACUUAUGUUUUAUUCAUCGUACAUUGACCUAAAUGCCCGUAUUUGAAGUUACUUUUACGUGGUAUACUCUACCGGUGAUGCCCAAGAUAAAAUCAAAAGCUCUUUCUGUAGCAAAGCAGUUAAUAUACCUAGUUUUCUUGAAAUAGUUGCGUAAUACUUCAAAGUUCUUCAGCUACUCAUUCUAACUGCUCUAGAUUAGACCGAGUGUUUCUAAGUGUAGUGAAGGUGGCGUAUUAUCAAUUAAU
Neodiprion virginianus is the source of this 3495-nucleotide messenger RNA. It is a transcript of the gene dare, whose product is annotated as NADPH:adrenodoxin oxidoreductase, mitochondrial. The coding region runs from base 643 to 2799 and encodes 718 amino acids. Gene Ontology annotation, biological process: ubiquinone biosynthetic process; 7-methylguanosine mRNA capping. The record is from RefSeq and is a predicted model, not a curated record. The transcript has 3 exons. Gene Ontology annotation, molecular function: methyltransferase cap1 activity. Gene Ontology annotation, cellular component: cytoplasm; nucleus; mitochondrion. Lineage: Eukaryota; Metazoa; Arthropoda; Insecta; Hymenoptera; Diprionidae.